Molecule: messenger RNA, 3113 nt
Organism: Anneissia japonica
Lineage: Eukaryota; Metazoa; Echinodermata; Crinoidea; Comatulida; Comatulidae
Product: cytochrome P450 20A1-like
Exons: 11
Coding region: 123-1535 (470 amino acids)
Cellular component (GO): membrane
Molecular function (GO): iron ion binding; monooxygenase activity; heme binding
Source: RefSeq, a predicted model, not a curated record
UCUCUCAACUCCCAGGGACGCGUUUGCAGAAAGUUAUGAAAUAAUUUUCGUGGGAAAAUCCUGAAACAAAUAAUAAGAUACUGUAACUUACAGCGCAACGCACUCAUUGUACAAGAAAAGCAAUGAUGCUAGCGUUUGUAAUAUUUGCUGUGACAUUUACCAUUUCUUUGAUUUUGGCCGUUAUCUAUUUCUAUCCUGGAUCUACAAAAUACACCACGAUACCAGGAGCCAGCCCAUCACAUCCAAAAGAUGGAAAUUUGGCUGACAUCGGUGCAGCUGGCAGCUUGCACCAAUAUCUGAAGAAGCUUCACAAUGAACACGGACCAAUCGUCUCAUUCUGGUUUGGACAGCAGAUGUUUGUUAGUCUUGGUAGUCCAGAGCUUUGGAGAGCACAUAUGAAAGUAUUUGAUAGACCACCUGAGCUUUUUCUGCUCUUUGAACCUCUCAUCACAAAAUAUAGUAUUCAGUAUCAAAAUAAGGAUGAAGGCAGAAAAAGGCGCAAAUUAACAGACAACGCUUUUGGACAUAAUAUGCUGGGUAAUUUCUACAGCGUUUUCCAUGAUGUUGUGGAUGAGUUAUGCCAGAAGAUAUCAAGUCUGCCAGACACAGAGCACAUCCCAGUUUGCCAGUACAUGAUGGCACUUGCUCUCAAAGGAAUUACUCAAACCUCUUUUGGUGAUUACUUUAAAGAUGACGAGAAAGCAUUUGAGUUCCGGAAGCAUUAUGAUCUGUGUUGGUAUGAUCUUGAAUCCCGCAUGUCUGGUGAUGAACCGGCUCCAGAUAGUGACCGUCAAAAGAAUUUCCUCAAAUCCAGGGACUUUAUGCAUGACACAAUCCGAACUAUUAUCAAACAACGUCGUAAUAACCCACCUGUGGAAGAUAAGCAAGUCUUCCUUGACAUCCUCAUUCAGGCGGACAUUCCUGAAGAGCAACUCCUUGCGGAUGCACUGACCUAUGUCAUCGGUGGUCUGCACACCUCUGGAAAUGCUCUUAGUUGGUGUUUGUAUUUUCUGGCAACUCAUAAAGAUGUAGAGGAGAAAUUGUACACAGAGUUCAAAGAAGUACUUGGUGAUGAAAAGGUUACUCCAGAGACAAUUGGUAAACUUGUGUACACGAGACAAGUUUUGGAUGAGACGAUGAGAACAGCCGUGCUUGCACCAACAGCCGCAAGAUUUCAAGAGAUGGAUGUGCAAAUUGGCGGACACAUUGUCCCUAAAAUGACUCCAGUAAUCCAUGCACUUGGUGUGGUGCAGGAGGAUGAAAAGUACUGGCCAGAGCCUAGAAAAUUUGAUCCGGACCGAUUCAGCGAAGAGAAUUCAAAGCAUCGUGAUAAACUGGCCUUUUCACCAUUUGGUUUCGCUGGUAAACGCAUGUGCCCAGGUUACCGUUUUUCCUACGUUGAGUUGACUGUUUUCCUGUCUCAACUUAUUCGCAAAUUUAAGUUCAAUCUUGUAGAGGGACUUGUGAUUGAGCCAGUCCAUGGUCUUGUUACAACUCCAAGCGAUGAAAUCUGGGUCACAGUUGAGAAGCGGUAAAAGAUUUUAGACCAGAGCAAAUAAUCAUGAUCAGAAACAGUUUUAUAAAGAUUUUAUGAAACUAAUAUGAUUUUACAAUAUUUGGUUUUUGACAAGAAAGGUAACUUUGUUUUUGACAAUUUUUUUUAUCACUGCAGACAAGCAUAGUCAAUAAACAAUAUUUAAAGCUGAGCAUGAAAAUUUCAAAAUAAUGUUGUACAAUUUUAGAAAUAAUCUAUACUUUUCUGUGUUCUACCACUUUUGCCAUUUUUCUUCUGGAAGACAGUUUUAAACAUUUUUAAUAUGCUGAUUUAUUUCAACAUUGUUUUGUGAGGGUGGUCCAACCAACUGAGCUGGUCAUUUGGAAUACAAAACCUAAAAUUUGGAUUAAACAUUCAACGAUAACUAUAUUAUUUAAAAAAAAUCAGUCAAAAUAUUGAAUUUAUAUAAAUCUAUAAAAUAAAUAAUGAGCAGGAUUUUAGAUUCUUGUCAAUCUUCUUAAUUCUUUUUUUUAAGAAUAAGAAAUAGGACCAAGACAAACUUGGUUGUUGGGCGAUAAAUCGCCUUUUUCCGGGAAAUUUUUUUUCAUAUCUAUGAAGUGCAUAAUUCCAUAGUCACUGUGUGCUUGCAUUCAGAAUUAGUUACAUAAAACAUUCAAUCUCCUCUGUUCUCUUAGUAUUGUUCCUAGUUAUAAUUCAACGUUACCAAAAAAUGUUGAAAUCAUUUACAUUAUACACUGUAUUCAUUUUUACUCCUGGAUGUAAGAAAGAAAAAAACAGAUAGUGUCUUACAAAGGACACAAAGAAUUUCUGUAGCAUUUGUCCUUAUAACCAUCGACAGCAGAUAGACAUUAUCAUUAAACCUCGCCUCUGGACAUUGUUGCUAAGGUGUGGGACCUUCAACAGUAUUCUGAUUGGUUGUUACUGGAAUGACACGCGAAAAGGUCCAAUAAGCUUGAUGCCUAGCCUUACCACUGCGCUAAUUGUUAUCUCUUGUAUCUAUCACCCUUGCUGCAGCCGGAAAUGGUGCUCUUUCGAAUUUCCCUUUUAAGUUUAUUUUAUCAUUAACAUAUUAUUUUGAUGUUGUUAUUAACUAUAGUUUUUUUUUUAUUAUUUAAUUCACAAGUGGGCAAAGUGGGGCCCGCAGGCCGCAUGAGUCGCGCCAGUGAUUUUUUUUUGUGACCCGCGAAAAUGAAUUAAAAACCCUAUAUGUGCGGCCUGACAAGCAACAUUGGCUAGAAAAAUUUUACAGCUCGUCGACACCAACCAUCGGUAGAAAGUAAUAUUAAAACUGAGAAUAAAUUGGUGUAAAAACAGUGCUUAAAGGUUUUUGGAAGCACACUGUAAACAUCUAAGUUAGCGUGCGUCCGUCGGUGUUAAGUCAAAAAUUGACUUUGGACUUCCGACCGAUUUUUAUACCCACCCCUGGUUUAAUUCUACAAUUAUUGUGCUUAUGUUGCGUGUGAUCGUGUAGGUAGGCAAACCCUAUGAAAAUAUCUAUCCUUGCCAUUUUUUAGUUUAAUGUUAUCCCCAAUCUGUAAUAAGAUGUUUGUUUUGUUUUAAAGAUUCAUAUGGAAUAAAUCAAAUAUAACAUUUAUGC